Molecule: messenger RNA, 2544 nt
Organism: Homarus americanus (American lobster)
Lineage: Eukaryota; Metazoa; Arthropoda; Malacostraca; Decapoda; Nephropidae
Product: mucin-5AC-like
Exons: 3
Source: RefSeq, a predicted model, not a curated record
AUGAGAGCACCUUACCACACGUCUCACAUCACUGAGACACUACGUCUUCACCGAGAGCACUUACCACGUCCAUCACGAGACCUUACCACACGUCCCACAUCACCGAGAGCACCUACGUCUACAUCACCGAGAGCACCUUACCACGUCUUACCCAGCUCGUCUUACAUCACCGAGAGCACCACACCUUACCACACCACCUUACCACACGUCUCACAUCACCGAGACACCACCACACGUCUCAUAUCGAGAGCACCUUACACGUCUCACAUCACCGAGAGCACUCACCACACGUCUACAUCACCGAGAGCACCUUACCACACGUCCUACAUCACCGAGCGUACAUCACCACGUCUCAUCGAGGCACUCACCAACGCAUCACAUCACGAGCCUCAUCACCGAGAGACUUACCACACGUCUCACAUCACCGAGAGCACUCAUCACCCGGCACUUCACACGUCUUACAUCACCGAGACACCUUACCACACGUCUUACACCGAGAGCACUCACCACACGUCCCCACGAGAGCACCACACGUCUUACAUCACCGAGACACGUCCCACAUCACCGAGAGCACCUCACACGUCUUAUCAUCGAGCACCUACCACGUCACAUCACAGAGCACUACACGUCUCUAAUCACCGAGAGCACUCACGUCUUCAUCACCGAGACACCACACGUCUUACAUCACCGAGAGCACUCACACGUCUUACAUCACCGAGCACCUUCACUCACCACGUCUAUCAGCACCUACGUCCACAUCACCGAGCACCUACCGUCUUACAUCACCGAGAGCACCCACGUCCAUCACCGAGAGCACCUACACACGUCCAUCACCGAGAGCCCAACACGUCCAUCACCGAGAGCACCACUACACGUCUCACAUCACCGAGAGCACUACCACACAGCACCUUACCACCGUCUUACAUCACCGAGCACCUUACCACGUCUUACAUCACCGAGCACCUUUACGUCUUACAUCACCGAGCACCUUACACGUCUCGUCGCCGGGCACACCACCGUCUCUCACCGAGCACCUUACCACACGUCUCCACAUCACCGAGACGCAACCACCGUCUUCACAUCACCGAGACACCUUACACUCUACAUCACGGCACUUCCACUCCCGAGCCCCUUACCACACGUCUCAUCACCGAGAGCCACCUUACCACCGUCUUACAUCACCGAGCACCUUCCACCGUCUUACAUCACCGAGAGCACCUACCACACGUCUCCAUCACCGAGCACCUUACCGUCUCUCACAUCCGAGGCACUACCACGUCUUCAUCACCGGCCACCGUCUCACAUCACCGAACACCUUACCACGUCUUCAUCACCGAGCACCUUACCGUCUUACAUCACCGAGCACCUACUUCUUACCGCACGUCUUACAUCACCGAGGCACCUUACCCGUCUUCAUCACAAAGAGCACCUUACCACACGUCUCACAUCACCGAGAGCACCACCGUCUUACAUCACGAGACACCUACCACGUCUCUCACCGAGGCACCUUACCACGUCUCACAUCACCGAGAACGCAACCACCACACGUCUUACAUCACCGAGCACCUUACCCGUCUUACAUCACCGAGCACCCUUACCACGUCUUACAUCACCGAAGCACCUUACCACGUUACAUCACCGAGCACCUUACAUCCCAUCAGAGAGCCCUUACCACGUCUUACAUCACCGAGCACCACCGUCUACAUCCGAGCACCUUACCACCGUCUUACAUCACCGGAGCUACACCUUACCGUCUCACAUCACCGAGCACCUUACCGUCUUCAUCACCGAGCACCUUACCACACGUCUCACAUCACCGAGCACCUUACCACGUCUUCAUCACCGAACCUUACCACGUCUUACAUCACCGAGGCACCUUACCACGUCUUACAUCCCCAGGAGCACCUUACCACGCGUCACAUCACCGAGAGCACCUUACCACGUCUCCCAUCACCGAGCACCUACCCCGUCUUACAUCACCGAGCACCUUACCACCGUCUUACAUCACAGAGCACCUUACCACCGUCUACAUCACCGAGCACCUUACCACACGUCUUACAUCACCGAGGCACCUUACGUCUUCAUCACCGAGCACCCACGUCUUACAUCACCGAGACACCUUACCACCGUCUUACAUCACCGAGACACCUUCCACACGUCUUCAUCACCGAGACACCUUACCACGUCUCCCAUCACCGAGAGCAUACCACCGUCUUCAUCCCGAGGCACCUUCCACGUCUUCAUCACCGAGGCAUACGUCUUAGAGACCCACGUCUUACAUCACCGAGCACCGUCUUUCACGAGCACCUUACCGUCACAUCACCGCUUCACGUCUCAACCACCCUUACCACGUCUUACAUCACCGACACCUUACCACGUCUUACAUCACCAGGCACCUUACCACGUCUCCACAUCACCGAGACACCUUACCACACGUCUUACAUCACCAGCCCUUACCACACGUCUUCCAUCACCGAGCACCUUACCACACGUCUUACAUCACCGAGCACCUUACCACACUCUUACAUCACGAGAGCACCACAC